Molecule: messenger RNA, 1503 nt
Organism: Ananas comosus (pineapple)
Lineage: Eukaryota; Viridiplantae; Streptophyta; Magnoliopsida; Poales; Bromeliaceae
Product: peroxidase 5-like
Exons: 2
Coding region: 117-1109 (330 amino acids)
Biological process (GO): hydrogen peroxide catabolic process; response to oxidative stress
Cellular component (GO): plasmodesma; plant-type cell wall
Molecular function (GO): heme binding; peroxidase activity
Source: RefSeq, a predicted model, not a curated record
GCCAUCUAUAAAUACCACCCACUACUGCUGCAACUCUCCUCAUCACUACACCACCUUCUCGAUCUAAAGCUUAUUGAGUUUAGAAAUUAAUUAAAAGCUAGCGCAUAUACAGAGAGAUGAGGAGGAGGAGCUCCAAUAUUGUUGCAUUCUCAUGCAUGUUCUUCAUCUUGGCCUUGCAAGCCAUCCUCCCUAUCUCCUCUGCUUCCCUUCAAUACGGUUUCUAUGAUUACGACUACAAAUGCAAGAGAACUAAUGUCGAGCUCCUUGUGAGGGGCGUCGUCGCGAAGGCUAUCCGGAAGGACCCCGGCGUCGGCGCGGGCCUCAUCAGGAUGUACUUCCACGACUGCUUCGUUAGGGGCUGCGACGCCUCCGUCCUCCUCGACCCGACCACUGCCAACCCGACGCCCGAGAAGACAUCCGGGGCCAACUUCCCGAGCCUGCGCGGCUUCGAGGUGAUCGACCAGGCGAAGGCCAAGCUGGAGCGCCGCUGCCCCGGGGUCGUGUCCUGCGCCGACAUCGUCGCCUUCGCGGCCCGCGACGCCGCCCUCUUCCUGGGCCGCAUCUCCUACCCCAUCCCCUCGGGCCGCCUCGACGGCCGCGUCUCCCUCCAAUCCGAAGUCCUCCAAAACCUGCCGGCCCCCUUCUUCAGCCUCUCCCAAAACGAGGCCUUCUUCGCGAACAAGGGCAUGUCGCCCGAGGAGAUGGUGACGCUCUCUGGUGCCCACUCCAUCGGCCGGUCGCACUGCUCCUCCUUCACGAACCGCCUCUACCCGACGGAGGACCCGACGAUCGACCGGUCCUUUGCGGGGAUCCUGAAAGGAGUGUGCCCGCAGAACGCGGCCGUCGACGGCGUCGUGCCCCAGGACAUUGUGACCCCGAACCGGCUGUCCAACCAGUACUAUAAGAACGUGAAGGCGCACAAGGUGCUGUUCACCACGGACCAGAACCUGAUGAGCUCUUCUGAUACGGCAGCGAUGGUGAAGGAGAACGCUAGGAACCAGACCGCGUGGAAGGCCAAGUUCGCGGCGGCCAUGGUGAAGAUGGGGAACCUCGUCGAGCUCACGGGGCCGCCGGGCGAGAUCAGGAAGAAUUGCCGUGUCGUGAACUAGCUGUAUAGCUAGGGGCCGAAGAUCGAGUUUGCAUGCACGCAUGCAUGGCGUUUUGAUUCUACGUACGUACGCGUACGUACGUAAGUUAUUCGAUCUCAUGCAUGCAUGCAUGCGAACGUAACGAUCAGUAAAUCUCGCGAGGAUGCAUGGAGUUGAUUUAUUAUCUGGUCGAUCGUCGUGUUGUGUUUUGUUGUGUGUCUAGCUGGUUCUUCUGUUCUCAACUUGUUCUUUCUUUUUUUGUGCGUGCGUGUGUUUUUGGUUUUCAUUUCCUUCAAAUAUUUGCAAUUCGGGUUUAAUUUGAGCAAUUGUUGCUUGUAAUUGUAGAAAUUUGUAAUUGCAAGGUUGUACCACUCAAUGGAACCUUCGAGUGCUUUUCCAAAUAAUCUCCAUUUAA